This is a messenger RNA of Cuscuta epithymum, 884 nucleotides long. NCBI's taxonomy places the organism in Eukaryota, Viridiplantae, Streptophyta, Magnoliopsida, Solanales, Convolvulaceae. The record is from the annotation of a GenBank genome assembly.
CGAUAACGGUCUAAAGCUAGAAUACUCAUAACGCAGGCCACUAUAUUUUUUUGUAUAUCAUAUUUAUAUUGCAUCUAGAUGAAGGAGGAAACUAGUGUGAUAUUUUAAAGAAAAAAUACCACUUUUGGUCCCGGUACUAUUAUGCCACUUCCACAUUUUGUACCAUGCUUCUGAUUUCGCCACAUCUUAUCCCAUCGUUUUAUUCCGUUACCAUUCCUCGUCCUUCCGGUGACAACUCCGACGGGGUUACUAAUUUUAGGUUUUAAUGAAGGUUAUUUUAGUAAACUCACAUCCCUUUUCACUUAUUCCUGCCCAUCCUUAAAUCCUUCGUACAUAGAGCUUCUACCAUCAUCUUCUACCUCUCCUUUGAACCCUAAAUCGGUGGCCCUCAUCCAUCAACUCCUUCGUUCUACCUCUCGUUUGAACUCCAUCGUCGUUCUUCUCACAAGUGGAGCACAAACAACCCAAAAUGUCUACCAGUUAUUCUUCUUCUUCAAAAUCUCGGUAUGAAUAUGGAGAAUGGAUUCCGGUAAAGCAUUGUCAGUGUGGGCUUGAAAUGAAGCUUUUGACCACAUGGAAACAUGAUAACUGUGGGAGAAGGUUUUGGAAAUGCGUGGGAAGUGAGAGAUGUCAGGGGUGUGGCUUCAUGGACUGGUUUGACCCUCCAAUGUGCAAGAGGUCACAGAAAAUUAUUCCUGGGUUGCUGAAAAAAUUGAAUGGCUAUGAAGACCAAAUGCAGCUAUUGCACUUGAAGGUGGAAGAGUUACAAGAAAAUGAAAAGAAGAAAUACAAAAUGAAGAAAAAAAACCCAAAAAUCAUUCAGAUUGCGUGCUUUGUAACAAUUGUUAUUUUUGUAUCCAUGUACGCAUAUAUGUAAUACUUUG